AUGAAAGAGGUUAAAAUUGAUAGAAUGAGAAGGAGAAUUGGAUUUGCUAAUGGUAUUUGUGUGGAACCUGAAGGUUUAUCAGGUGGCUUAUGUCUUUGGUGGAAGGAUGAUGUGGAUGUGAAGGUUUUAAAAAUUAGCAAAAAUUUAAUUCAUGUGAGAGUGAGGAACAAGGAGAAGUUGAGCUGGUUUUUAACUUGCAUUUAUGCUCCUCCAGUUCUGGAAAAUAGAUUGGAAUUCUGGAAUGUGAUAAGAGAAGUGGCAGCCUCUGUCUCGGGAGCCUGGAUUAUUGGAGGAGACUUUAAUGAGGUUAUGACUAGCGAUGAAAAGGAGAGGGGUUUACCUUUAGAAAACCGCAGAGUGCUACCAUUCCAUGAUGUUAUUUUUGACUGUGGCUUGAUGGAUAUGGGAUUUAAAGGGCAGAGAUUCACUUGGCAGAAUAGGAGAGAGGCUAACAUCAGAGAAAGGCUGGAUAGAGCUUUCAUUAAUGUGGAGUGGAGGGCUAAAUUCAGUGUUGCCCAAUGUUUUAAUUUGCCUGCAGUUGGGUCUGAACAUUCCCCUAUCUUCAUUGCUUUGGACCCUGAUGAGAAGAAAUCCAGUCGCAUUUUCAGAUUUGAGUCACAAUGGACUACCUCUGAUGAGUGCAAGACUGUUAUUGAAAAUGAAUGGCAGGGUACAGUAAGUGAUAGCUGGUUAAUGGAAGUUAUUAGAAGGUUUAAGAAAUGCAAAAAAGCCUUGACUACAUGGAGCAAAAAGUCUUUUCCAAACAACAGAAAGGAAAUUGAUACUCUUAUGAAGGAGUUAGCCCAGAUUCAAGACAACAGUCAUUCGGAAGAGGAGUGGGUGAAAGCUGAGUUAAUCAUUGCUAAAUUGGAGGGGAUAUGGGCACGUGAGGAGAUGUUUUGGAACCAAAGGUCAAGAGUUAAAUGGUUAAAAUAUGGAAAUUGGGUGGAAAAGGAAGAUGACGUUGAAAGACUGCUAUUGAACCAUUAUGCGAGCCUGUUUCGAAGUACAGGGGCUCGAGAAUGGAGGGAGGCUCUAGACCAUGUGGAUAAGGUAGUUACAGAUGAUAUGAAUGAAAUGUUGACCAGAGAGGUGACUGAGGAGGAGAUAAAAUCAGCAGCUUUUGAUAUGGGGGCACUAAAAGCACCAGGACCCGAUGGUUUCUCGGGAAUUUUUUAUCAGAAGUAUUGGGAAGUUGUAGGGGAUCUUGUUAUUAAUGCUGUCAAAGAGUUCUUCAGAACUGGUUUUCUACCUCAGAAGCUUAAUAAGACUAAUAUUGUCUUAAUUCCCAAAGUUGAUAAUCCUAAGGAGGUGGGACAGUUUCGCCCAAUCAGCCUGUGCAACUUCAUGUACAAAGUUUUGUCCAAGGUUUUGGUGAAUAGAAUGAAAGGAAUUUUGACUGAUAUCAUCACUCCAAGUCAGUGUGCUUUUGUUCCUCAGAGACAGAUACAAGACAAUAUCUUCAUAGCACAUGAAGCUUUUCAUCACCUAAAGCUAAAAAAGAGUAAGAAGGAUGUAGAAAUGGGGCUCAAGCUUGAUAUGAAUAAAGCUUACGACCGUGUGGAAUGGGAUUUCCUAAAAGAAGUUAUGCUCAAAAUGGGGUUUGACAAUGACUCCCUCUUUUUCUUGAAAGCAGAACCUGAAAAUUGUAGAAGAAUGGCAGAGAUUCUUUCCCAAUAUUGUAGAGCUUCGGGGCAACAAGUUAAUUUCCAGAAGUCUAGCCUGUUCUUCAACAGUAACUGCCCUGAUCAUGUAAAGGAAGAAUGUGGAAAUAUUUUCAACAUUCAGACUUCUGGAAAUCCGGGGAAGUAUCUAGGACUGCCUUCAGUAUGGGGGAGAUCUAAAGAAGAAGCUCUGGGUUUCUUAAAAGAUCGUAUGAUUAAGAAGAUCCAAGGGUGGAAGAAAGGGCUUUUAUCCCAAGCAGGUUUCUGCUCAAAGCUUGAAUCCAUAGUUGCUAAAUUUUGGUGGGGUGAUAAUGAAGAUAAGAGGAAGAUUCGUUGGCAAUCUUGGAAAAAACUCACUAGAGCAAAGAAGGUUGGUGGGCUAGGAUUCAGAGAACUAUAUUUCUUCAAUAAAGUUUUGAUUGCAAAGCAGAGUUGGAGAAUUCUUCAGAAUCCGAAUGCUUUUUGGGUUUAUUCAGGUGAGAAUGUUGAUUUAUGGGAUCAGGCUUGGAUUCCAGGUUUAAAAGGUGAAAAGUUAGGCUAUAAGCCCGAUGAUGAUGAAGUUAUUCCGAGAAGAGUCAAAGACAUCAUGGAUGUGCCACAACAAAAAUGGAGGCUGGAUUUGAUUGCUCAUAGAAUCUCUGAUAUGGAAGCUUCUGCAAUAGAAGAUACGCCCAUAAACGAGACUGGGAUUUGUAAAGAGAAAGUGGAGACAGUAAAACACUUGCUAUUGCUCUGUCCUUGGACAACUCCAGUAUGGUUUGAGGGAUGUGCAAGUAUGAGAAUUGAUAGGGGUGCUAUUACAAAUUUUGCUGAUUGGUGGAUGAAUUGCUUUGAAGAUACUAGACUUAAUGAAGAGGAUCUUAUGUCUUUAGCCGCUCGAGCUGCUUUCAUUACUUGGUAUAUUUGGAAGGGGAGGAACGAGGUCCAUUUUAAUGGCAAGGAGCCGGAUGCUAAGGGAACUUUAAUCAGAGCAGAAAAAGCUUGGCAGGAGUACCACUCAGCAAAUUCAACAGAGAAGAAGAAAAUUUUAACCAGGACUCAAAAGAGAGAACCUUGGUCUCCGCCUGCUAAUGAUAUAAUCAAAAUCAAUGUCGACGGUGCGUAUGAUUGCAAAACGGGAGAAGCAGCUGUGGGAGUUAUUGCUAGAGGAGCCAAUGGAAUGGUUGUUGAUGGACUUGGGAAAAAGGUGAGAGCUUCUUCUUGCGACAUGGCGGAAGUUAUGGCUGUCAGAGAAGGGAUUAGACUUGCAAAGGAGAAAAGAUGGGAGAGAGUAAUCCUGGAAACUGACUCACAAGAAGCUUUGACUGACUGCAUAAAGGAUGACAGUGUGUGUGCUUGGGAAGUUAAACCUUUGGUGCAGGACAUCAAAGUCUGGUCUAGGAGCAUUCGUGAGUUGGAGAUGAUUUGGGUGCCUAGGUCAGCAAAUGGAGCAGCUCAUUGGGUUGCAGUAUCUACUCGCAAGGGGAUGUGCAAUGAUGAUUGGAAACUGCCACCUCAAUUUGCAAAGGGCUUUCAGAGAUGUCUGGUUAAUAAAUUACCUGAAGAUCGGUUUAUACUGAUCUGUGAUGGCAAAUCUUGGGCUGUUGAAGUGGUUAACGUGGCAAAGGAUGAGGUAUACUUUCGAGAGGGUUGGAAGGAAUUUGUACAUGAUAAUUCGCUAGGCAUUGGUGGUUUAAUAGUUUUUGAGUAUCAAGGUGAUUUCAAAUUCAACCUUGACAUAUUUGGAAGACAAUGCUCCAGAAAAGGGGUAUCUCCAGAUAUUUGGGAGAAAUAUAAUGUACCCCAAAAGGGAGAGAAACCAACCAUUAAUGGUGGCGGACAAGCCACAAGUGAAUUAAGCCAACAGGAAGGGCAACCAACCAUGGGUGGCGGUGGACAAGGCACAAGUGAAACUCAAGAGACUAACUUGGCUGCUCUUAAGAAAUCUAAGAAAUUCAAGUCCAAAUCUCUUAAUUUCAAAGUGACUAUGCAGCCUACUUAUGUGCAAGGCACAUAUCUGAAUGUGACAAACAAAUUCACGAAGAAGAUUCGUUUGAGUCAUGGAGCGAAUAACAUAAAACUUAAAGUUUCUGAUAAAACAUGGGAUGUGAAGAUAUCUGAUUAUCCACGCCAUGGAAAGAUACACUCUGGUUGGAGAAAAUUUGUCGACGAUAAUUCCUUGAAAGAGAAUGAUAUCUGCCUGUUCAAAUUGAUCAACUCUCAGGAUUUAACACUUGAUGUUACCAUCUCCAGAUUCAGCCAAUUCCUCUGA
Molecule: messenger RNA, 3915 nt
Organism: Corchorus capsularis
Lineage: Eukaryota; Viridiplantae; Streptophyta; Magnoliopsida; Malvales; Malvaceae
Source: the annotation of a GenBank genome assembly